ACUCGCCUCCGGGUGGGUCUCGGGCCCCGAGGCUCGCAGAUCCCCGCCCAGCCGCGCAGCCUCCUCUACUCGGGCCCCCAGCCCGGGCUAGAGCCCCGAGGCCCCCCGAGCCUCCCUGGCCGCCCCGCGGGCGGCGCCCUCCUCCGUCCCUCCGCCCUCCGCCGCUGCGCCCACCCCCUGCCCGCAGAGCGCCUCUCGCCUGGGCCGCAGUAGUCAGUUACCUGCUCCACGGGGCGAACACGUGCGGGGGCCGACAGACACUCCAGCUUCACAGGAGGCCGGCGCUCCUGGACCGCAGGUGCAGAGAUUGUGGGCAGACUAUGUAAUCGCUGCGGAGGGGGAAGAGGAGGGAUCGGCGCUCUCCUGCGGCGGCAGCGCGGCGACUCGGCUAGGCGGAGUUUCGCGGCGGCUGCGCCCGGCUUGAGCCCGCGGGCAAAGAGGUCGGUCCGUCCAGCCCGGCGGCCGCGAGUCCGACUCCCGGCGUCCCCGAGGCGUAUAAGGCAACCAGUGAGCACCCGGGUUCCACUGUGCCGCGCCGGCAGCCUCCAGCCAGCAUGGAGAAGGACAGCCUGAGCCGCGCGGACCAGCAGUAUGAGUGCGUGGCGGAGAUCGGGGAAGGCGCCUACGGGAAGGUGUUCAAGGCCCGCGACCUGAAGAACGGCGGCCGCUUCGUGGCUCUGAAGCGCGUGCGAGUGCAGACCGGAGAGGAGGGCAUGCCGCUCUCCACCAUCCGCGAGGUGGCGGUGCUGAGGCACCUGGAGACCUUUGAGCACCCCAACGUGGUCAGGUUGUUUGACGUGUGCACAGUGUCACGGACAGACAGAGAAACUAAACUUACACUAGUGUUUGAGCAUGUUGAUCAAGACUUGACCACUUACUUGGAUAAAGUUCCGGAACCUGGUGUACCCACAGAGACCAUAAAGGAUAUGAUGUUUCAGCUUCUCCGAGGUCUGGACUUCCUCCAUUCUCACAGAGUAGUGCAUCGUGACCUGAAGCCGCAGAACAUUCUGGUGACCAGCAGUGGACAAAUAAAACUGGCUGACUUCGGCCUUGCCCGCAUCUACAGUUUUCAGAUGGCCCUUACCUCAGUGGUGGUCACGCUGUGGUACCGAGCCCCGGAAGUCCUGCUCCAGUCCAGCUACGCCACGCCCGUGGACCUCUGGAGUGUCGGCUGCAUCUUUGCAGAGCUGUUUCGCAGAAAGCCUCUUUUUCGUGGAAGUUCAGACGUGGAUCAACUAGGGAAAAUCUUGGACGUCAUCGGACUCCCAGGAGAAGAAGACUGGCCCCGGGAUGUUGCUCUUCCCAGACAGGCUUUUCACUCCAAAUCUGCCCAACCCAUCGAGAAGUUUGUGACAGACAUCGACGAGCUAGGCAAAGACCUCCUUCUGAAAUGCUUGACGUUUAAUCCAGCUAAAAGAAUAUCCGCUUAUGGCGCCCUGAAUCACCCAUACUUCCAAGACCUGGAGAGAUACAAGGACAACCUGCAUUCUCACCUGUCGUCCAGCCAGAGCACCUCGGAGCUGAACACAGCCUGAGGCUCCCCGGGGAUGCCGCGAGCUCGUCAUCUGAACACACUGGUGGCUGGGAGUCCCCCAGGCAAGCCUUGCAGAGCAGUUCCAGACUGCUGGCCGAGGACCCUUCUAGCUGCCAGCUUCUGGGUGGGUUCUGCCUCACCAAGGAAACCACCUAGUUUACUGUUCAGAGAUCAAUGCAAGAGCGAUUGCAGCUUUACGUUCAUACACUUGUUUGUUUGUCUGUCUGUUUCAAGAACCUGGAAGACUUCCAGAAGAGAAGCUGCUGACCAAUUGUGCUGCCAUUUCGUUUUCUAACCUUGAAUGCUGCCAGUGUAGGAUGGGGAUCCAGGCCCAGCUGAGUUAUGAUGUAAUCUGCCUGCAGCUGCUGGGCCUGCUUUGGUACUUGUGAGUGAGUGUGUGUGUGUGUGUGUGUGUGUGUGUGUGUGUGUGUGUGUGUGUGUGUGUAAGAGACGGGGGAAGGGAGAGAGAACGAUCCCUGAUCUCGUAAAGUGUUACUUUUUCGUAGACCAGAAGAAUAAAUGAAUUUUAAAGAAA
This is a messenger RNA of Rattus rattus (black rat), 2069 nucleotides long. RefSeq names its product cyclin dependent kinase 6 (gene Cdk6). The coding region runs from base 555 to 1535 and encodes 326 amino acids. Gene Ontology annotation, cellular component: cyclin-dependent protein kinase holoenzyme complex; nucleus; cytoplasm. The record is from RefSeq and is a predicted model, not a curated record. Lineage: Eukaryota; Metazoa; Chordata; Mammalia; Rodentia; Muridae. The transcript has 8 exons. Gene Ontology annotation, molecular function: cyclin binding; ATP binding; cyclin-dependent protein serine/threonine kinase activity. Gene Ontology annotation, biological process: regulation of cell population proliferation; G1/S transition of mitotic cell cycle; cell dedifferentiation.